GUGGCAGUUCGCCGCGAGGGCAACGGCUCCGAGGCCGAGUGGCGGUCCUGCGCAGACAUCGGUGCCCUCCUCCGCAUGAUCUUGUGAUCAGCCUUUGUACCUUCUCCACAUUUGAAGAUGGUGAAGCUAGAUAUUCAUACUCUGGCCCAUCACCUCAAGCAGGAACGCUUAUAUGUAAACUCUGAGAAACAACUCAUUCAGAGGCUCAAUGCAGAUGUACUUAAGACAGCUGAAAAGUUGUAUCGCACAGCAUGGAUCGCUAAGCAGCAGAGAAUUAAUUUGGAUCGGCUUAUUAUAACCAGUGCUGAAGCUUCCCCUGCUGAAUGUUGCCAACAUGCCAAGAUUUUGGAAGAUACACAGUUUGUUGAUGGGUAUAAGCAGUUGGGAUUUCAGGAGACUGCUUAUGGAGAAUUCUUAAGUCGAUUGAGGGAAAAUCCUCGUCUUAUUGCCUCCUCUUUGGUUGCCGGAGAGAAACUUAAUCAGGAGAACACACAAAGUGUUAUUUACACAGUUUUUACCUCUCUCUAUGGCAACUGCAUUAUGCAAGAAGAUGAAAGCUACCUCCUUCAGGUGUUGAGAUACUUGAUUGAAUUUGAACUUAAAGAAAGUGACAACCCCAGGCGACUUUUGAGGAGAGGAACUUGUGCCUUCAGCAUCUUAUUUAAACUUUUUUCUGAAGGACUGUUUUCUGCCAAACUUUUCCUCACAGCAACUUUACAUGAGCCAAUCAUGCAGCUGCUUGUUGAAGAUGAGGAUCACCUGGAAACAGACCCAAACAAGCUAAUUGAGAGGUUCUCCCCGUCUCAACAGGAAAAACUCUUUGGAGAGAAAGGCUCAGAUAGAUUCAGGCAAAAGGUUCAAGAGAUGGUGGAUUCGAACGAGGCCAAACUAGUGGCUUUGGUGAACAAAUUUAUUGGUUAUCUCAAACAGAACACAUACUGCUUUCCACAUAGUUUGAGAUGGAUUGUGUCACAGAUGUACAAAACUCUCUCCUGUGUAGAUAGACUGGAAGUUGGGGAGGUCAGAGCAAUGUGUACUGACCUCCUGUUGGCCUGCUUCAUUUGUCCUGCGGUUGUCAAUCCAGAACAGUAUGGAAUAAUUUCUGAUGCUCCAAUUAAUGAGGUGGCAAGAUUUAAUCUGAUGCAGGUUGGCCGUCUUUUGCAGCAAUUAGCAAUGACUGGCUCUGAAGAGGGAGAUCCCCGGGCAAAGAGCAGCCUUGGAAAAUUUGACAAAAGCUGUGUUGCUGCUUUCCUUGAUGUGGUGAUUGGAGGCCGUGCAGUGGAGACCCCGCCAAUGUCCUCUGUUAAUCUUCUGGAAGGGUUGAGCAGAACUGUAGUUUAUAUAACCUACAGUCAGCUUAUUACUCUGGUGAAUUUUAUGAAGAGUGUGAUGUCUGGAGAUCAACUGAGAGAAGAUAGAAUGGCUCUUGACAAUUUAUUGGCAAACCUACCCCAGGCAAAGCCAGGAAAAAGCAGCAGUUUGGAAAUGACUCCCUACAGUACUCCUCAGCUGUCUCCAGCAACCACUCCAGCAAAUAAAAAGAAUCGAUUGCCUAUAGCAACUCGGAGCAGAAGCCGCACCAAUGUUCUGAUGGACUUACAUAUGGACCAUGAAGGAUCAGCUCAAGAAACCAUCCAGGAAGUGCAGCCAGAAGAGGUGUUGGUCAUUUCCUUAGGAACAGGUCCCCAGCUUACUCCAGGGAUGAUGUCAGAAAAUGAGGUCCUAAACAUGCAACUUUCGGAUGGAGGACAAGGAGAUGUCCCUGUCGAUGAAAACAAACUCCACGGUAAACCUGAUAAAACCUUGCGCUUUUCCCUCUGCAGUGAUAAUCUGGAAGGAAUAUCUGAAGGUCCUUCAAAUCGUUCUAAUUCAGUAUCCUCACUAGACCUGGAAGGGGAAUCUGUAUCAGAACUUGGAGCAGGACCUUCUGGGAGUAAUGGAGUUGAAGCUCUACAGCUGUUAGAGCAUGAGCAAGCUACAACCCAGGAUAAUCUCGAUGAUAAGCUAAGGAAGUUUGAAAUUCGUGACAUGAUGGGACUGACAGAUGAUAGGGAUAUAUCAGAAACAGUGAGUGAGACGUGGAGUACAGAUGUCUUGGGAAGUGAUUUUGACCCUAACAUUGAUGAAGAUCGCUUGCAAGAAAUCGCAGGUGCAGCAGCAGAGAACAUGUUAGGCAGUUUACUGUGCCUGCCAGGUUCAGGGUCAGUGCUUCUUGACCCCUGCACUGGUUCUACCAUAUCAGAGACAACAAGCGAAGCUUGGAGUGUAGAGGUAUUGCCAAGUGACUCAGAGGCCCCAGAUCUAAAGCAGGAGGAGCGACUGCAAGAACUGGAGAGCUGUUCAGGACUGGGUAGCACAUCUGAUGAUACGGAUGUCAGGGAGGUCAGUUCCCGCCCCAGCACACCAGGCCUCAGUGUUGUGUCGGGCAUAAGUGCAACCUCUGAGGAUAUUCCCAAUAAGAUUGAAGACCUGAGAUCUGAGUGCAGCUCUGAUUUUGGGGGUAAAGAUUCUGUCACUAGUCCAGACAUGGAUGAAGUAACUCAUGGUGCCCACCAGCUGACCUCUCCUCCUUCUCAGUCAGAGUCUCUCCUUGCCAUGUUUGAUCCACUGUCUUCACAUGAAGGGGCUUCUGCUGUAGUAAGGCCAAAGGUUCACUAUGCCAGGCCAUCGCAUCCACCACCAGAUCCCCCAAUCCUGGAAGGAGCUGCAGGAGGAAACGAGGCCAGGUUGCCAAACUUCAGUUCCCAUGUCUUAACUCCAGCUGAGUUGGAGGCAUUUAAGCAAAGGCAUUCUUACCCUGAGAGAUUAGUUCGCAGCAGGAGCUCUGAUAUAGUGUCUUCUGUCCGGCGACCUAUGAGUGACCCCAGCUGGAACCGACGUCCAGGGAAUGAAGAGCGAGAACUCCCCCAAGCCGCAGCCAUUGGUGCUACUUCUUUGGUGGCUGCACCUCAUUCAUCAUCUUCAUCCCCGAGUAAGGACUCCUCAAGAGGAGAGACUGAAGAACGCAAAGAUAGCGAUGAUGAGAAAUCAGACAGGAACAGACCUUGGUGGAGAAAGCGUUUUGUUUCUGCCAUGCCCAAAGCUCCUAUACCAUUUAGAAAGAAAGAAAAACAAGAAAAAGACAAAGAUGAUCUGGGGCCUGACAGAUUCUCAACACUCACAGAUGACCCGAGCCCUAGACUCAGUGCACAAACUCAGGUUGCUGAGGAUAUUCUGGACAAAUACAGGAAUGCCAUUAAACGAACCAGUCCCAGUGAAGGAGCACUGGCAAACUACGAAAGUGCAGAAGUUAUGGGUGACGGUGAAAGUGCGCACGAUUCGCCUCGUGACGAAACCCUGCAAAACAUCUCAGCUGAUGAUCUCCCAGAUUCCGCGAGCCAAGCCGCCCACCCUCAGGAUUCAGCUUUCUCUUACAGAGAUGCAAAAAAGAAACUGAGGCUCGCUCUUUGUUCUGCGGAUUCUGUUGCUUUCCCAGUGCUAACCCAUUCAACAAGGAAUGGUUUACCAGACCAUACAGACCCAGAAGACAAUGAAAUUGUCUGCUUCCUGAAAGUUCAAAUAGCAGAAGCAAUUAAUUUACAAGAUAAAAACUUAAUGGCUCAACUUCAAGAAACAAUGCGUUGUGUGUGCCGCUUUGAUAACAGGACUUGUAGGAAACUACUGGCUUCUAUCGCUGAGGACUAUAGGAAAAGGGCCCCCUAUAUUGCUUACCUCACUCGUUGUCGACAAGGACUGCAGACCACGCAGGCUCACUUGGAAAGGCUACUGCAAAGGGUUUUGCGGGACAAAGAGGUGGCCAAUCGAUACUUCACCACUGUCUGUGUGAGGUUGCUGCUUGAGAGCAAAGAAAAGAAGAUCAGGGAAUUCAUUCAAGACUUUCAGAAACUCACGGCAGCUGAUGACAAAACUGCUCAGGUGGAAGAUUUUCUGCAGUUCCUGUACGGCGCCAUGGCCCAGGAUGUCAUAUGGCAGAAUGCGAGUGAGGAGCAGCUUCAGGAUGCCCAGCUCGCCAUUGAGCGAAGUGUGAUGAAUCGGAUCUUCAAACUUGCCUUCUACCCUAAUCAGGACGGGGACAUACUCCGUGACCAAGUUCUUCAUGAACAUAUUCAGAGAUUGUCUAAAGUAGUGACUGCAAAUCACAGAGCUCUUCAGAUACCAGAGGUUUAUCUUCGGGAGGCACCAUGGCCAUCUGCACAGUCAGAAAUCAGGACAAUAAGUGCUUACAAGACGCCCCGGGACAAAGUGCAGUGCAUCCUGAGAAUGUGCUCCACGAUCAUGAACCUCCUGAGCCUGGCCAACGAGGACUCCGUCCCAGGAGCAGAUGACUUCGUCCCUGUUUUGGUUUUUGUGUUGAUAAAGGCAAAUCCACCCUGUUUGCUGUCCACUGUUCAGUACAUCAGUAGCUUUUAUGCCAGCUGUCUGUCUGGAGAGGAGUCUUAUUGGUGGAUGCAGUUCACAGCAGCAGUUGAAUUCAUUAAGACUAUCGAUGACCGAAAGUAACCAAGACCAAGGCCCACCAAGGCAGCAGACUGUUAGGGGGGCACACGGAUCUCUUAGAAAAUGUACCAGCUGCUUUGAAGGCUGAAGAUUGUUUUUGUAUAAUAUUGUACUGUACAGUGUUGAGACCUUUUAAAACAGAUCUUUACUAAACAGA
Messenger RNA from Lagenorhynchus albirostris (white-beaked dolphin), 4654 nucleotides. It is a transcript of the gene GAPVD1, whose product is annotated as GTPase activating protein and VPS9 domains 1. NCBI's taxonomy places the organism in Eukaryota, Metazoa, Chordata, Mammalia, Artiodactyla, Delphinidae. The coding region runs from base 118 to 4500 and encodes 1460 amino acids. The transcript is spliced from 26 exons. Gene Ontology annotation, biological process: vesicle-mediated transport; regulation of GTPase activity. Gene Ontology annotation, molecular function: small GTPase binding; guanyl-nucleotide exchange factor activity. Gene Ontology annotation, cellular component: endocytic vesicle; cytosol. The record is from RefSeq and is a predicted model, not a curated record.